Molecule: messenger RNA, 936 nt
Organism: Tilletiopsis washingtonensis
Lineage: Eukaryota; Fungi; Basidiomycota; Exobasidiomycetes; Entylomatales
Exons: 1
Coding region: 1-936 (311 amino acids)
Source: RefSeq, a predicted model, not a curated record
AUGGCGCUCAAUCUCGACGACCUCAUCGGCUCCAUGCGCGCCAUCAACGCCGGCGACCGCGGCUCCGAGCUGGCGGCCAUGCGUUCCGAGCUGCGCGCCGCCCUGGGCCAGCACGCACUCGGGCCCGACGCCAGUGGCUCCUCCUCGGUCGCCGGCACACACGCGCACGCGGCGCCGGGCCACGCAUGGGGCAGCGCCGCGCCGAGCAGCAGCUACAGCGCCAUGGCGGGCGCCGCGGCGCCGUCGUCGUCGUACGUCGAUGCGCCGCGCGGCGGCGCAUACACGCACGACGCGUACGCCCGCGGCAGCUCCAUCUCCAUCUCCGGCGCCGGCUACGCCAGCAGCGGCGUCGGCGCCAGCCGCGCGGGCGGCAGCGGCAGUGGCAGCACGAGCAUGUCGACGUCCCAGACGCCGCUGUCGCAUCCCUCCUCCUACGCCUUCUCGCCGUCCUUGACCUCGACCGUCGCCUCCACGUCCUCCUCCUCCAACCUCACCACGCCGCCGCAUUCCCACCCCUCCUCCGCCUCGUCGCUCGGCGGCGCCACCGCCGUGCGUGCGCCGCAGAACACGCCGCAACAUACGCCUGCCGCACCGGCGCCGCCGUGGCCGGCCUCUGCGCUCGGCGCGCUGUGGGAGCGCGACGAGCGCGGCGGCAGCGGCACGCCGCCGCCGCCGCCACAGCAGCAGCAGCAGCAGCAGGGCAUGGAGCAGGAGCCGAUGCGCGGCGCAGCGGGCACGCCGCGGCGCAAAGUCGGCUUCAAUGCGCCGCCGGCGCCUGCGGCCUCUGCGAGCGCCGCCGCACACGCUCCGCAGGCACACUCGGCGCCCGAGGCGUGGAUGGGGCGCGGCGAGGGGUAUGGCUAUGGCCAUGGCUCGGGCGCUGCGGGGUAUGGACGAGGAGAGGGGCAGGGCGAUGGGAUGGACGAGGGCCUUUGA